GUACACUAUCUGCAAGGUUUGUAUAAACCUUACAGUUCUGGAAGUACCGUAACCUACCAUGCAUACUGCUCAGGUGCAUGCUCAGUUGGGUCAGACAUGUACAAUGUAUCAACUCUAGCUAUCCAGGGUCAGCCAAUGGAAAGUACUGACUGCAGGUACAUGUAGGCAUACUGUACAUAUAGUCCAGGCAACUGGCCCUAAUCUGGAGCUUCAAGCUUAACUGUGGGCUUAAAUGUGUUUGUUUUCUUAUAAACAUUUUCUUAUAUCACUGACUUUAUUAUGUUUGUAGUGUAUAUUCAUCACCUCGCCAUCAUUUUUGUAGUUACAGUGAACUUAGCUCUACCGAGCUGAGCAUUAGUUUUCCUCUUUUUCAAAUUUUGGAUGGGAUCGGUCUACUGAUUCCGUCCAAAAUUCAAAAAGAGGUCCAAAAUUGGAAAAAGAUUAAUACUAGCGAUACCGUCCAAAAUUUGAAAGAGGAAUACUAACGUUUCACUCAGUAGAGCUUGAGUGAACCCCUAUCACCCUUGCCCCACUCCUCAUCAACAUCAAGCACAGGCCCAAGAAGUAAACAGUAAAUGAGUUUGUGUACAUUUAGAAGGGACCAAAGAAAUAGCUUAAAGAACAUGUGCAGCAAAGAUUGUAACAAGGCAGAAUUUAAUACUGCACUGUUUAAAAGGACUGAAUGGAUGGGAACCAGUUUCACCAAAUGGAACUUGGAAAUUGUUCACAGGUAGCGCAGACUCAUGCAGACAUUGCCUUAAUUUCUUUAGCACACAUAGAGUGUUUGUGUGCGUAUACGUUUCUGCUUACCCAUGGAUAAUGAACUACCAAAGUACAUGUUGAAACAUGUAUGCAAAAGAAAAAGUAAAAAUGGACAGCACUUCUGACCGUCACCGUGCGAUCAGGCUCCAGUGGAAGAGAUUCUUUGUCUUCAGCGUCUGCUACUUCUUGUGCUUCACCGCAUUCCGGGGUCUGCGGGAUCUGCAAAGUACUCUCAACAGUGCCGAGGGCGCGGGACUGGCUAGCCUGGCCAUACUCAAUGUCUGCUGCGCUGUAGCCGGCCUGCUGGUGCCGGCUGUCAUCCGCUCUAAGUUGGGAACAAAGUGGAGCAUGGUGCUGGGGAUGAGUCUGUUCACGUUGUACACGGCAGGUAAUUACUUCACCAAUGCCUACUUGCUCAUCUUCACUGGGACAGUCCUCGGCAUUGGUGCUGCCUUUGUGUGGGUUUCCAGGGGAACCUAUAUUACAGCUGUUGCUAUGGAGUUAGCCGCAGUGAAUCAGAGAGAUCCAGCAGCCGACGUAGCACUUUUGCAUGGCAUUUUCUUUAGUGUAUCUCGUUCCAGCACGGUAUGUGGCAACGUGAUAUCGUCUCUGGUUUUUCAGAAAGGAUGGCAGUUGAUGGACCACGACGAACCUUUUGACCUGGGAUUUUGUGGAAUACAUGCUUGUGGAAGUAGUGACAUUGCCAACAGCACCGGGGCUCUUGUUCCCCCUGACCAAGGAAGUCGCAAUCUGCUGCUCUCAAUUUAUGUUGGCUUUGGGAUACUUGCGGUAGUCAUUGCCGUAGUCUGUCUGGAGAGAGUACCACCAAAAGCGUCUCCGGACACCGACGCAGGAGAGGUGGUUUCUACAAGCAAGGAGCUAUUCCAUGGCAUGCUGUCCACGUUGUGCUUGAUGAGACAGCCCCGGAUGGCCCUGCUGAUUCCGUUGCUGGCUUUUGGUGGUGUUGACGUGGCUUUUACCGCUGGCCACUUCACAAAGUUUUUUAUUGGCUGCACGCAAGGCAUUCAGGCUGUUGGCUUCGUGGGGGUAUCCAUGUACGUCACGGCAGUGGUCAUCUCGCCUGUGAUGGGCCGAUUGAUGAAGUACACGGGCCGUGUGCCAGUCUUCUUUGCUGGGGCAGCUGUUUAUCUCCUCCUGCUGCUAGUCAUGGCACUGUGGGAUCCAGAAAGCGGCCAACUGUGGCAUCUUUUCGCCAUGGCCUCCGGACUUGGGUUCCCAAGGGCAACCAUUCCUACCAUCGGAUCAAUUCUUCUUGGACUUCUCUUCCCGGACCAGAAGGAAGCGGCAUUUGGCAAUCUCUGCUUCUGGCAGUCCCUGGGUUUUGCCUUCAUCUCCAUCCUGGGGGUCACUGAGGCUGUCUGUGCCAGUCAUGUGAUCGCCGUUACAGUAGGGGCGCUGUUGACAGUUCUUGUUCUCUACAGCAUACUAGAAUUUAGAGUCCAUCGAGACAAGCGCCGGCCCAGUGAGAGGGUUCAGUAUGUCCCCGCUGGCACUGAUAUGGACUCUGGAGGCCACAAAGAGGGAAGGCUGGACACAGGUCUUGGAGAAACCGUAAAUGAAAUGGAUCAGUGAUAGCUUACGGCCAACCACCAGGAGGAAGCAGGAUUAGAGAGGCGAGUGCGGCUGAUCUCUCUCCUUUAAUAAUGUGAAUUGUCAUGAAGAGGAGAAAUCCUGAAGAGUUAAUUCUUUCAUACAUUUUUUUUUUUUCCCAGAGGUUACAAGAUUUAUUUUGCAAACUUUUAUUUUGGGUGUAUCUUACUACAUUUUAAUGCGUCUUUUCUAUUAACUUUUGUAAAGGUAACAAUGGAAAUAAGCCAAGGCUGUAUCUUUUGGUGGUAACAAGAUUUUAUUUUCUAACAACGUGCAUGACAUAUAUUUUGGAUAUAUUUUCUUUAUGGCUUUUAUUGCAUCCAUUUUGUAUCGAUAUUUAUUUUUUAUAUUUUUGGGUGUAGAAGAGUAGAAAUAUGAUGCUUACAGGAAACUUUCUUGUUCAAGGUUGUACUCAAAUAGGGUCACCACAGACAAAUCGAUGAACGAGAAGGCUGGCCGAGGUAGCUACGAAGUUAGCCUGAUCAAGUGCAACGAGGAUUUGCGUACCCUCGCAUUUUCCGCCAUUAUCUCUGGUGGCUCAUGAACUCAAAGUGUACGGUGUUCAAUAAACACAGAGGUUGGAAGAUAUGAGUUGUUAUCCGGCUUGUCUAUCUGAGAAAUAGACAGGGAGUUGGGUUCGCAGAGUGCUUUUCUCCCUCGCCUUUCACCUCUGCGGCCUGGGUACUAUUCCCCGUUCGGUUAGCUUGGGCUUUUCAGUCCCCACUUGAUUCAAUGGGUUUCACGGAGAAUAUUCUGGGGGUUUCUUCCCACCAAUAAAACUUGAACUGCUUCUUAUUUCCACCUUUCUUUAGGCUUACAAACUGCAGCACAGUGUACUUAGAGUGCUCAUUAGGAAUGUUUGGUUUCGUUACCGGAAAUAAGUAACAACGAACAAAAACAACUAACAGCGAACAGUUGACAGCAAACUAAAUGCCAACAACCAGCGACAACCAAUAAUAAAAAGAACAAGCAACAACAGCAAUCUCGGCAAGCAACAACUAAACAACCAACAGCAAUAGCAACCGUACAUGUACAACAAAUUGGGCUCUCACAGUGGCUUGGUUCUGCAGUUGCCGUGGCCUUUGGGACAUUUUCAAGACCAUGUUUGGAUGAACCUCCCUCCAAGUUGGUCAUUUUGUGGCAAAUUAAAACGGCUGAGUGGACAUUGUCGCACACCAAUCCCAUGGUAGCAGAUUCAGAGGUGGAAGCCAUUUCAGUGACACAUAAUUUCAGUACGGGGAGGUGGAAGUAAAGUAGGCCACUCAAUAUACCCAGCAAGAUUUGGGACGGAAGGGUACCCCCCACACUCCAAUCCCAGCUACACACCUUAGAGCAGUGUUGGAGUACUCGUACUCGGUACAACUUAUUUGGACUUGGCCCGUACUCUAUUCUAUGUAAGCGAAUUUUGCAUGUACUCGGACGUCAAGUAUACUCGAGGGUAUAAUUUGAGUACAGCGGUUAAUCGAUACCUCGCGAAUGCAUCUCAGGGUUUCCUUAUGUACUAAAUUAAGUCUUUGGUAAAGGUUUCUGCACAGGUACUCAUCAGCCACAUUGUUUGGUUAGAACGGUAAAAAUAACCAUUGCCAGUUUAUGCAUCGACAUUUUGACAUGAAUAAAAGGUGUGAAUAUCCACAUGGUCAUGCAGAUUUAUGUUGCAUGAAGACCAUGUGCCUGUGUAA
Acanthaster planci (crown-of-thorns starfish) is the source of this 4052-nucleotide messenger RNA. Its product is annotated as N-acetylglucosamine transporter UNC93A-like. The record is from RefSeq and is a predicted model, not a curated record. Lineage: Eukaryota; Metazoa; Echinodermata; Asteroidea; Valvatida; Acanthasteridae.